Molecule: messenger RNA, 1715 nt
Organism: Aedes albopictus (Asian tiger mosquito)
Lineage: Eukaryota; Metazoa; Arthropoda; Insecta; Diptera; Culicidae
Gene: Drep4
Product: DNA fragmentation factor subunit beta
Exons: 4
Coding region: 327-1673 (448 amino acids)
Biological process (GO): apoptotic process; apoptotic DNA fragmentation
Cellular component (GO): nucleus; cytoplasm
Molecular function (GO): DNA endonuclease activity
Source: RefSeq, a predicted model, not a curated record
CGCAGCUGCGAAACGUAAACAACACAGCAUAAAUUUCUCACGGCCACAACGUUUUGCACAACAAACAAAGUGCAACCCACACAGCGAAAUUUUCCGCCUCGCAAGGAAAAACUGGCGACGCUCGGUUACAUUCCGUUGCCAUCGGUGUCCGCGAACGGUUCGCGUUGCAUUUUCGCGUGUGCAAAAGUGUAUCUGGCUUGCUGGCUCCCAUUGUCAUUGACAACUACCUCUGUACUCUGAAUAGUGUUCUGGUGUGCUGGCCUUUCCUCCCAGUGGAGUGCAGUGACCUCGAAGUGAACCUAGAGAGAAGAAUUCGCGCGCGCGGGAUGUUCAACCUUCUCACGUCGAAGAAAUCAUCCGGAGCCGGGCCACUGCAGGGCUACAAGAUCACCAAUGUGGACCGGAGCAAGAAGUACGGCGUGGCCGCGGAUUCGCUUCGGAUGCUGAAAACGAAAGCCUCCGAAAAGUUCAAGCUGCAAAACUGUCGCGUCUAUCUGGCAAGCGAAGGCGUCGAGGUGUUGGAUGAGGACUAUUUUCGUACCCUUCCGGCCCAGGUCCUGUUCGUGGUCGCAGAGAAGGACGUUAUCGUAAAAACGGAUUUCCAGCUUAUGUAUGACGCAAUCAAGUCCACCCAUAGCGAACUGCUGCAGGCUGGCUCGCUGGUCCAGGAGUUCGUCAGCAACAACCAAAGCGAGAUAGCUAAACUGCUGCACAAUGCCCAGCGCUCGCAGGACGAGCAAACGCUGAAGAGCCACCGAAGUGAUCACGCGGAAUGGUUUGAAGGAAUCGAUGAAAAGUCCGGUCAAACCAAGGAGGAGGUCAUGCAGCGUCGCGGCCAGGACCGCAUCCGAGGUUAUUUCUACAAAACAAAAGACGAACUAACCAAAUGCGCCAUCUACCGACAGAACAAGAUGGCCAAGGAGCUUAUCGACGAAAUGCUGGAACUGUUUCGUCAACUGUUGAGCGGUUUCGACUAUUUUAGCUGUAUAUUUGACCGUAGCCACGCGCGGCGAUUAGCGCAAGGCGCCGUUCCCAAUUUGGUCCUUACCACCGAUGAGCACCGGCAAAAUCAAGGCGACGGAGAUGAGGUCGACGCGUCAAGGAUCAUGCCAAAGAAAAUGAAGCUGGCAAUCGAACGGUCGCUUCAGACCGAUGGCAAUGCAAUGGAAAAGUACCGGGUGGCUCUUUGCAAUGCCAGGGGAGAUUUCAGCUGCAUGGGUCUGUGGAACGAGAAGACAUGCAAGUACGAGGCGCACAUUAUCAAUCCGUACGUCAGUCGGGAGAAUAUGAUACUGUUUCAAGUGUGGAAUUUGGACCACCAGGUGGAAAUUCGUCGCACGGUUUUGCCAUCUAUUGUGGAAAACAUGAAACGUGUCAUCGAAAACGAGGCAGAUGCAAUCUGUAAAAUACAUAACCGUAGGGGUAAGAAACUUUCUGUGAUAACUUAUUUUAUCGAGCUCUUUACGCUUGGGAACCUCAAGUUGGUUCAUAUUGUUUGCCACGACAAAAGUAUCCAUGAUAUGAUCUCCAAGGGUAGCAUUAUCUGUGACAAAUGUGCAGAGUACAAGUAUAUUAAGGAAUUCCAAAACAAAAUACGCUUCAAUAAAAACGGUUUAAAGUAUGGGCGCGGGAUGGAUUCAGGUGGAGAAUAUGAGAAAGCCAUGAGGAGUUAAAGCACAUUAGAUAGUAGGCUUAUGCUGUGGUAAUAUACAUAU